Messenger RNA from Cylindrotheca closterium, 1677 nucleotides. Lineage: Eukaryota; Bacillariophyta; Bacillariophyceae; Bacillariales; Bacillariaceae. The record is from the annotation of a GenBank genome assembly.
AUGCAAACCGUUCCAAUCAAGCGACUGGAUCCCGAUGACGAACUUCUGAAAGGACUGGAACCAAAGGACAGACAACAUCGAUACAGGCUGGCAUCUCUGGAGGACGCCGAUCCGGACACUCUGGAAACUCGUUUCAUUUGCCAUUUCCACCAUGUUAGUAGUUCUGGAGAGAGACUGUUUUUAGGUGAGACAUUUAGUGCAUUUCCUUACAACUACGAGGACGUCAACUAUCGCAAGGGCCCCAGACUGAAGCCAAUGCUGACUAGACCUGAAAACCAGGAGGACUUCAAUGGAGCCCACAACGACCAAGUUUGGAACAGUGUGUUGCAAUUUCGAUGCCCUAUUCCAGAGAAGAUCCAAUCUAUGGUGCGAGAUGGUGAAGUACAGUCAUUGGUCAUGGAUUUGGUACCAAUUCGAACACCUCCCAGGGAAACAAGGGAAGGCUAUUCUCCUUAUCGUAAGGACCCAGCAUUCGACCCAUCUAGUCAAUGGGGACAAAGUCAUUUGCUUCCCAAAGUGCAAGACAGUGGCCGAUGGGCCAACAUUCCUAUAGGAUGCCGUUCUCCAGUCGAUCGUAGCAAUGCUGGGUCGUUGACCCAAGAGAAAGCUGUCACGUUGAAAGAAAAGAAGGAUUACCUCGUGGGCUGCCUUUGGGCUUCUGCUGCCUUUACCACAAGAGGUCCCAAUGCGGCCUUGGAUACAUCCACGGCGAUGCGACUUCUUGAAUGGCUUGCCUUCCAUCUAUAUAUUGCAAAACUGGAUCACGUUUACAUUUACGACAAUACAGAAGCUCAUACUGACAAAGUAUCCUUACAGCCAAUCAUUGAUUUGUUCCCUCCGGAUCGGAUAACCCGGAUUCCAUGGAAGCAUCGAGUUUGCAACAACAACUUUAAGGGCGGAGAACGGUCAUCACAGUACACAGCAGAAGCAAGCUGUAGACUUCGAUAUGGUCCUUCAACAGAGUGGAUGAUAUUCUUUGAUACGGACGAAUACUUGAUUCCACAAGGAAAUUGGACGGAUCUGCAGGACUGGCUCAGAACUAGUACAAAGACUGGGGCAAUAUCAAAGGAAACCAAAAUAUUGAGUUUCUUUCAAACUCGUCCAUUUCCACGACUUGACUUCAUGGAGCCAUACUACAACCGUGAUGGAGGUUGUGGGGAGUCAGUGGACUCUGCAAACUGCCUUGCCAAACGCGAGAGUGCUACAUUCCUAGAAACUUAUGAUUGUGAAACCACUCCAUUGCCCAAACCUCAAUUCGGAUGGCGGGCCCAAAAGCAAAUCUACCAGCCAGAGUAUGUAUUGAAUCACUUUGUUCAUUAUACCAUGGUCACCCAGAGAGUCAACGAGCAUCCGGAUGAGAGAGUCCCAGCAUUUCUGCAGCGGGCUCCUUAUGAACGACGGGUCAAUGAAUUGACAGAAGCAUUUAUGCUCCACGCCAAGACCAAGCCGCCAGGACAAACACGAGGUUGGAAACGGCUAUGUAACGCUUUGGGAAAACAAACUUGCCCAGUAGGGAUCCCUUGGCCUCUCAAUGUUACCCCCAAUCAAGGACCAGUUCUGAACGAGGAUGGUUACUCCUUCAACUGCUUUCAGCAUUCCAAGAUCCAGAACGAGGUAGCACCCAGGCUACGGGAAAUUUUGAAGCCACUACAAGCUCAGUACAAAGAGAACUUAUAG